UUUGUAUAUUUUAAUCCUGGGGAGUGAUGAGAGAUUAUGGAAUAAUUAUUCCAACUGAAAACGUGACUGUUGGAGUUCCUAUUAACAUCACACUGCGAUCUCAACCAAAUUCUUUAGCUACAUUGCAUAUUUAUGAUAGUCGCCUGGAUGCAUUAAUUAAACAAACUGUCUCUUCCACCUCAAAUAACCAUUUAUGGACUUUCUUUGAAUUUCUCAACCCGGAACCUGGAGAACAUUAUUUUGAAAAUUUUAUUUGGUUUUCUAAUGUUUUGGAAUUGUCUAAAUUAUUUGCAAAAAGAAAAGAAAUAUGCCAGAAUGCCGGAAAACUUGCUCCUCAAUGUCCGGGUACUGAGCAGAUAUCAAACGAGCAUAUACAACCAUCUAGUAAAACAAGGAUACCAAUUUCUGCUUCCAGAUUUUCUACUGAAUGUUUGCGUGAAAUACAGGGAGAAUGUGAACGUCAAAAAACAAUUCGAGAAUCGGCUAAUGGAUUUUUAACAGAAAAAGGCCAAAAUAAUCAACAACAAAAUGCCUGGCCGAUAAAAACCUCUGGAAAUGAUAAUCAUCUUAUGUGGAUGUUAAAUAAAAAGUCCUAUGUCCAAAAUGUUCAGGAAACAUCAAAUAAUGCAUUAAGAAAUGGCAACCAACAAACAUCAAAUAACGAUGAUGUUUUGUGGCGCUACUUCUUCCCUGAUGUUUGGAUGUUUAAUGAUUUUUAUAUUGGUCAAACAGGAGAAUUGGAAUUAAAUCUAAAAACACCACUUACAGUAACUGAAUGGUUAUUUAUUCCUAAAUUUUGGAUAGGUGGACGUAGAGAUGUUUGCCAUCUGGUUAAUACACAUGUUUUGUUUGUUCAGAAAGAUGUUUUUAUGAAUGUUGACGUACCUUCACAUAUUUAUGUUAAUGAAACUAUUUCAGUAAAGGUAACUAUUACGGCAGAAAAUCUAAAUAAAAAUGGAGAGGGCAAAAGAAUGGCAGUUUGUUUUAAAGGCCUUUCACCUUCUGUUUGUGGAGAUGUUGGGAGAGAUGGUGUUGCUGGAGAGAUAGAUUUUACUCGAAUAGAAUUAACAGAAGAAAAGCCAGUACAACAAAAACAAUUUUUUGUUCGUUUCCUCCGUCCAGGACUUCACAAUCUUACUUUUGAGUUGAGAAAUGAGGAGGUAUUGAAAGGCCAUGGUUGGCAUUGUCGUGAUGGAAAUAUACAUGUUUUUGACCGCAUAGUAAAGCAAAUAAGUGUAACCAAUCGUGUCGAUAUAGAAGAACAUUUUCGCCAAAUUGUUGUUUACCAGCGUCAAAGCUUACCCACAAGAACUGUUACACUCGAAGAAGUUUUGGGAGAGAAAUUGAGUACGCGUGCAACAACUGAUCAUUCUUCACAAAAUUAUUUAACUUUACGUUCAACACAAGAUGUUAUUAGUUAUAGUCAACAACAACCUUUAAAAGUGGAUGAAAGUCAACAAGAACAAGACGAUGAUACAACUAUUAUUGACACUGAACAAGUUAAGAAUCAUCUGAUUACUCAGAUUCAAAUAAACCCUGGAGGUCUCAGAAUUUUUAGCAUUGGAGUAGAAUUUUCAAAAUUUGUUGCCUCCUUUCCUCCAGCACUUUCUACUGAAUUGAUAGCUGCCUCUUCACCUCUUUCACUCGAUUCUGACCAAUUUCUACAGCGUGUGCGUAAUCGCUCACCAACAAAUUUAUUGUCACCUUCAAUUGCUGAAAAUUUACAAACACGUCGAAAACGUUCAAGAGGCAAAAAAGGAGGAAGAAUCCAAAAUAAAGAAUUGCCUAUAAGAAAAAUACUGCCUAAUAUGGCCUUAAUUAAAGGAGGAGAUUUGGAUAAUAGUAAAGAGAUUGAUAGACCUCUUCAAGGCUAUUCCCUGCCUAAUUUGCUCAAGGAAUUGGCUCAGGCGAGUUAUGAAUUUAAAUCUUUACGUGCUUUAAUAGCUGGAAUAGAAAAUAAUGGAGGUUCCAAAGAAAGUUUCUGGAAUAAUCCAAUAGAAAAAGAAUGGUUAGAACAACGGGAACUCAGAUUGGGCAAUUUAUUAUCAGAAUUGCUCACUUUUUCUGAUUGUCAAGGAAGGAAGUUAUGUGCUUUUGGUGAAUUUGGGAAGCCGAAUAAACCAGAAGAACGCAGUUUGAUAUGUGCUCCAAUUCAAUUUCUUGCUCAAUCCGUUCUAAAAAUAAUAAAUGGAGAAGAAGAAAAAGACGAACUUGUAGCAGGACUUGAUGCUUUUGCUCAUUUUAAUGACAAGAAGAGCAAAUGGCUAUUUCUACAUGCACUAAUAGUCCAAGUUGUUCUUGAUUGUUCAGCAUAUGCAUGUGCAGCACCAUUAAUGAAUGAUCAGUCUUCUUUGGCCAAGGAAGCAUGGAUGAAACUGCAUAGUUCUUUUUAUCGUUCUGUUGAUCUGAGUGUAGACUAUGAUGUGAAGGUAAUUGCUGCUCUUGCUUAUAUGUCUACACCGGCUAUAAGAAGUGAGAUGCGUGCAAAACUUGCCGGUAAAACUGCCAAUGAUAACCAUAUUCCAUAUUGGAGUGUAAAUGAGAGUGGUUUUUCAAAUAAAUCCGUCAAAAUGCAAAACUUAUUCGAAAGAAGUUUGCAAAAAAGUUCAAUUGUUCUUGUAAAUGCUUUAGCCUUACUAGCAUAUACACAAAACCAAAGUAUUUAUAAAUUUUGGAGGAAUGAAUUUAAUUUGGAGGCUUUGAGCAAUUGGCUAAUUGAGCAACAAGAUAAUAAUAGACAAUAUGAGAAUGCUUUGGACACUUUCUUUGCUACUCGUGCAUUACAUCAAUUUGCUGUUGUUAAUGCGCAAAGGCAAAUGCGUCAAGCUUUGACAGGAACACUUAAUGCAAAUUUCACUGUAUAUUCAACAUCAACAAAUAGUAGCAGAUUAUUUAAAGAUCAUGAUUUGCCUUUUGGAAUAUUUGUAGAACCCACAGUUCGUCAAAUGGAGCUUAAAUCUCGCGGGGAUUCACAACUCUUAUUAGGCGUUAAAGUUCAAAUAGAAAAGAGAAAACGUUCUCGACGUGAUCCAAGUGAUGGUGAACCAAUUGUUUUAAGUUUGGAACAAAAAAGAAUACAAGCUGGAUUCAUAAAUCAAACAGUAACAAUUCGUUGUAAUUCACAUUUACUCAAUUCAAUUCAAAUCGAACAUGGAAUAUUUACUGGAUUCAAUACUUAUCCACAUUUUGUCAAUAUUCUGAGAGGCUCAGCAAAGUUCCAAGUAGAACCUCGCAUUAGUGCUACAGCUGUCUAUUUUGUUCUGACUAAUUUAAUUAAAGAAGUUAAUGUUGUUUAUACAAUUGCAUUAAUAGAACCAAAUGGAGGCUAUUUACCUGAGAAUUUGGCACCUAUCUCUAUUAGUGCACUGCAUCAUCAUUUAUCACUUGCUCAACUUAUUGUUUUGCCCCAAGAUUUUGACUUUCUUGAAGAUUUAACAACGUCAUCUAGGAGACGACGUUCAGUAUUAACUAAUUCUGAUGGAGAUGUUCUUCCUCCAGCAAUAUUUCCAGUUGCUACUUCUUUUCUGAGUCCAUUGGCAACACCCGAAAAGGAUAAUGAGGAAAUUAAUAUUUUAAGUGUAAAUUUGAUUUGUAAUACAUAUUUUACAUGUUUAACAUAA
Messenger RNA from Meloidogyne enterolobii, 3620 nucleotides. NCBI's taxonomy places the organism in Eukaryota, Metazoa, Nematoda, Chromadorea, Rhabditida, Meloidogynidae. The record is from the annotation of a GenBank genome assembly.